Molecule: messenger RNA, 2079 nt
Organism: Menidia menidia (Atlantic silverside)
Lineage: Eukaryota; Metazoa; Chordata; Actinopteri; Atheriniformes; Atherinopsidae
Source: the annotation of a GenBank genome assembly
AUGUCAGCUGUGCGCUACGUUCCGAGCAUGCCCACCAUUUUGACAAUGUUAGGAGCUGUUGGACGCUGUUGCACCGGGGCUCUGCAGGCUCUGAAGCCUGGGGUCCAGCCCUUGAAAGCCCUCGUUGGAUCCCCAGCUGUCCUCUCACGCAGAGACUAUGUGGCUCCAGCCGUCGCAGCCAAUGUUGCCAACGGCCGCAUCGUGGCUGUCAUCGGUGCCGUUGUCGACGUCCAGUUCGACGAGGGCCUCCCCCCCAUCCUGAAUGCCCUGGAAGUGUCCGGCCGCGAGUCCAGGCUCGUCCUGGAGGUGGCCCAGCAUCUCGGGGAGAACACAGUGCGUACCAUUGCUAUGGAUGGUACUGAAGGUCUGGUCCGUGGACAGAAGGUUCUGGACACUGGGGCGCCCAUCAGAAUCCCAGUGGGCCCUGAGACCCUGGGCAGGAUCAUGAAUGUGAUUGGUGAGCCCAUUGAUGAGAGGGGCCCCAUCUCCACCAAACAGACUGCACCUAUCCACGCUGAGGCUCCUGAAUUCACUGACAUGAGCGUUGAGCAGGAGAUUUUGGUCACUGGCAUUAAGGUGGUGGACCUGCUGGCCCCCUACGCCAAAGGAGGAAAGAUUGGUCUGUUUGGUGGUGCUGGUGUGGGUAAGACUGUGUUGAUCAUGGAGCUGAUUAACAACGUGGCCAAGGCCCAUGGUGGUUACUCUGUGUUUGCUGGUGUUGGAGAGCGCACCCGUGAGGGAAAUGACUUGUACCAUGAGAUGAUUGAGUCUGGUGUCAUCAACCUGAAAGACACCACCUCCAAGGUGGCGCUGGUGUACGGACAGAUGAACGAGCCCCCCGGCGCCCGUGCCAGAGUGGCCCUGACUGGGCUGACUGUGGCAGAGUACUUCCGUGACCAGGAGGGUCAGGAUGUGCUGCUCUUUAUCGACAACAUCUUCCGCUUCACACAGGCUGGCUCUGAGGUGUCUGCCCUUCUGGGUCGUAUCCCCUCUGCUGUGGGUUACCAGCCCACUCUGGCCACCGACAUGGGUACCAUGCAGGAGAGAAUCACCACCACCAAGAAGGGUUCAAUCACAUCUGUGCAGGCCAUUUAUGUGCCCGCUGACGAUUUGACUGACCCUGCCCCGGCCACCACUUUCGCUCACUUGGAUGCCACCACUGUGCUGUCCCGUGCCAUCGCCGAGUUGGGAAUCUACCCCGCUGUGGACCCUCUGGACUCCACCUCCCGUAUCAUGGACCCCAACAUUGUUGGAUCUGAGCACUACGAUGUCGCCCGUGGUGUGCAGAAAAUCCUCCAGGACUACAAAUCCCUUCAGGACAUCAUUGCCAUUCUGGGUAUGGAUGAGUUGUCUGAGGAGGACAAGCUUACUGUGGCCCGUGCCCGCAAGAUCCAGCGUUUCCUGUCCCAGCCCUUCCAGGUGGCUGAGGUCUUCACUGGCCACAUGGGCAAACUGGUGCCCCUCAAAGAAACCAUCAAGGGCUUCCAGAGCAUCCUUGGGGGAGAGUACGAUGCUCUGCCUGAGCAGGCUUUCUACAUGGUCGGCCCCAUUGAGGAGGUGAUUCAGAAGGCUGAGAAGCUGGCUGAGGAGCACUCAUAAACAUCUGAACAAUCUGUUUAACUGUUUAGCUGAGGAGAGGAAAAACAAGAGUGGGUGCUGUGGUUUGGAGCACUUGGUUUGUAAAACAUGUCAAAAUACAAAUGUACCUGUCUUGUCAUCCUGAAAAAGAAAGUUCUAUUUAAUGUUUUCCAUGAAAGAUGGAAUAAAGCACCGUCUUUACACAAACCCACUUGUCAACUGUAUAUUUCCCAUUGAUAGUUGAGAACUGCAUUCCGAGUGAGAGGAGUUCAUUCAGCGGUUGUCUUUGCCUAAUCUGACCACAAGAUGGCAUUCUUGAGCCAUAUGGAGCUUUCUAAGUUGUGUUGCAGCUUGUCACAUUCUGAAAUAAAAUGGUGGACAAUAUUGAAUGCCUCUUUGUGUCCAACUUUAAACGGACUUCACUUCUUAUUCUGUAGAAUAGCUCACAAAUCUCAGUGAUCCGUAUGACACCACUCCAAUAAAUAAAUAAAAAUUCCCCCA